Molecule: messenger RNA, 1303 nt
Organism: Vitis vinifera (wine grape)
Lineage: Eukaryota; Viridiplantae; Streptophyta; Magnoliopsida; Vitales; Vitaceae
Product: protopine 6-monooxygenase-like
Biological process (GO): defense response to other organism
Molecular function (GO): iron ion binding; oxidoreductase activity, acting on paired donors, with incorporation or reduction of molecular oxygen; monooxygenase activity
Source: RefSeq, a predicted model, not a curated record
GGCUUUAAUCGGACACCUUCAUCUUGUACGAGCAGGCAAGCCCCAACAUCAAGCAUUUGGAGCCAUGGCAGAUAAGUAUGGACCAAUCUUUUGCUUUCACAUUGGCCUGCGCAAAACUUUGGUGGUUAGCAGCUAUGAAGUAGCAACAGAAUGUUUAACUACCAUGGACAAAGCAUUUUCCACUCGACCUGAUCCUUGGCAGGAAAGCUCAUGGGCUAUGGCCAUGCCAUGUUUGGCUUCUCUCCCUGCGGGCCAUACUGGCGUGAUGUAAGGAAGCUGGCCUCGGUUGAGCUCCUCUCAAACCGCCAGCUUGAGUUACUCAACCAUGUCCGGGACUCAGAAGUUAAGCUUUUCAUCAAAGAGCUCUACGGGCAAUGGAUACAAAAUGGGGACAGGCCUGUCUUGGUCGAGAUGAAGGAGAAGUGUUGGCACCUGGCAGCAAAUGUAAUGGUGAGCGCAGUAGCUGGGAAAUUUUGGCACCGUUACAAAUGACUAUGAGUCAAGACGGUGCCGGAAGGCCCUUGGCGAUUUGUUAUAUCUUUCGGGGAUAUUUAUGGUUUCUGAUGCAAUCCCCUUCCUUGGCUGGUUGGGCACUGUGAGAGGAUAUACGGCAAAAAUGAAGAGAACAGUUAGGGAGGUGGAUCAGGUGCUGGGAAGCUGGGUGGAGGAGCAUUGCCGGAAGAGGUUCUCUGGAAGCAUGAACGAGGCUGAGCAAGACUUCAACCAUGUCAUGCUGUCUGUUAUUGAGGAUGGUCAGUUCUCUGAUCAUGACCAUGACACUGUCAUUAAGGCUACUUGCUUGGUUCUUAUAAUAGGCGGCUCUAAUUCUACGGUGAUCACACUGACCUGGGCCCUCUCUCUGCUAAUGAACAAUCCCAGCACUCUAAAAAGAGCACAAGAUGAGUUAGACAUCAAAGUGGGAAAGCAUCGCCAAGGGGAUGGAUCAGAUAUAAAGAACCUAGUCUACUUUCAAGCCAUCGUCAAGGAAACAUUACGACUGUACCCUCCUGGGCCACUUUCCCUGCCACGUGAGGCCAUGGAAGAUUGCACUGUGGCUGGCUUUCACAUCCAAGCUGGGACGCGCCUUUUGGGUAAUCUCUGGAAGUUGCACAAGGACCCCAGAAUUUGGUCGGAUCCUUUGGAGUUCCAACCUGAGAGGUUCCUAACGAAGCAUGUGUAUUUGGAUGUUAGGGGUCAAAAUUUGGAAUUUCUGCCAUUUGGGUCAGGCAGAAGGGUAUGCCCAGGAAUCUCAUUUGCGCUUGAGGUCGUGCAUCCGACUUAUUUAAGAUCAUACAUCAGUUGA